Molecule: messenger RNA, 3564 nt
Organism: Anopheles stephensi (Asian malaria mosquito)
Lineage: Eukaryota; Metazoa; Arthropoda; Insecta; Diptera; Culicidae
Product: protein phosphatase 1 regulatory subunit 42-like
Exons: 4
Coding region: 425-1534 (369 amino acids)
Molecular function (GO): protein binding
Source: RefSeq, a predicted model, not a curated record
CUGCCCGCUUUCGAUAACAGUUGUUUACUUUUCGGCCGCUGGAAAUUAGUCUUUUGCUAGCGCUCUUCCCUUCGACAGUUCAUACCAGCGCACUCAAUCGCCCGUCCCAGGUGCACUUUAGUGAAGGUGUUCUCUUGAACUAGAAAAUCGUUUGUCCAAUUAUAGAACCACCUCAAGGCAAAUUUGGGGAAUUCUGGCAGGCCUCUGUUUCACCUUCGGACCAGAGUUCAGUGCGCGAAAAAGGGGAAUAGUGCCGUUGCAUUGCCGGAGCGGUCCUCGGGGGUUGUUGUGUAUGUCCUUUGGAAAAGUGCAAGUACACGUUGCUAGCGAUCUUGAACGCUAGGGGGAAAAAAAUAAGGCUACUUGAUUCAUUAAAAUCGUUUGUGUCCAGUUAAGGCCGUGAGCAAGUGAAAGCCGCCUUAAAAUGACCAAACAUAAAGUGUUUUCGAAAAAGGCUAAAACCAACCUAACGCACCUUUAUCUGAACGAUAAAAAUAUGACCAAGAUUAACAACAUCUACCCGACGAAAAAUAUUCUCGUCCUGUAUCUGCACAACAACCAGAUAAGCAAAAUUGAGAAGCUGAGCGCCUUCGCGCACCUCACGCACCUGUACCUGCAGUGGAACAAUCUGCGCAAAAUAGAAAAUCUGGACAGUUUAAAAAACCUGAAGCAACUCUACCUGGGCUAUAACAAAAUAACGCGGUUGGAAAAUUUAGGCAGUCUCAAAAAGCUCGAACAACUCCACAUCGAACGGCAGCAGCUGGAUGGGGCGGUACGGUUCGACUUUGACCCGGAAUGUCUGUGCGCUUUGGCGAACCAUUUGAAGGUGUUGAACAUAAAAAAGUUGAAGCUAGCCAACAUCGACGCACUGGAACCGUUGUGGAAGUUGGAAAUUCUGCUCGCCUCGGAGAACAAUUUCAAAUCUACGGACGACAUAACGCCCGUCAUCAGUGCACUGUACUCGUUGCGUGUUCUCGAUCUGCAGGGCUGUUCGGCCCAGCGCGAUGUGCACUACCGGGAGAAGGUCACGGCAGCCGCCGGGCAUAAGCUACUGCUGCUGGACGGCAAGAUGAUAUCGCAGUCGACGCGAAACUUUAUCAAAAACUUCCAAACCGUCAAGCUGGAGAAGCAACGGCGGGCCAGUGAAAAACCCAAAACAGCCGACACGGGCACGAACUCCAAGGCGUCCUUCGAUAGCGUGAACAGCGAGCGGAGCAUCGGACCGCCGAGCGGGUUCGUCGAUCCGUUCAGUGCGGUGCUACCGCACAAGUUCCCGGGCAACUCGCUGUUCCAGGUGUCGACACGACGGCCGGCCUGCACGCGAGUACUCCGCAAGCCCGUCAAGUCGCCGCUGCUCACGAAAACGAUGUCAGCCAACUUUUGUGACGAGAUGGCAUUCCGCUCGAACGAGCUGCACCCGGCGACGACCGUCGUCAUGCUGCAGGGCAAAGAGAUUAAGGCGGGCACGCCGGUGUUUAAGGAUAAGUUGCGUGCCCAUCGAAAGAUACAAUCGUUGCCCACGAUCGAUCACUAACACGUUUUAGGAGAGGGGGGGGGGGGGGGGAGUUAAUUUGGUGUGGAGCGUGAUUCUUCUACAUUUGUUUCGGUAGUAUUUCGUGUUUAAAUUGAUUGAUUAGGCCCUGAUUGCUGUGUGCUGUCGAGUGUUGUUUGAAAAUAAAGAAAAAAAACCCUCACGUUCGUGGUGUUUAGAAUUAAUGUGUGUUAAAAGUGGUAGACCAAUAAAAUGCAACCAAAUAAAUGCACUAAGAGCCUGCAGAGCAAAUGUGGCAAUAAUCGUAUUUUUAAUUAUUUCUUUUAAAUCUGUUUAAUUUAACAAAUUACAUUCGUUUCGGUAGAGGUCCGCAUUACCGUGGGCCCGGUUCGCAGCUGGGAAUGACCUUGACAGGGCUGACUAUUUAACUAUGAGUAAAUAAAAAACAAGAAAAAUUGUCGAUGGAGACGCCUAGUAUCUCUAGAAGUGUAAAAUAGUUUGUAUAAAAAAUCACUCAGCUUGUCUUUUUUUAUUUAAAAAAUCAAUGAUUUUUACCAAUUGAUUUAUUGUAUUCUUCCUAGUUCGGUCCUGUAGUUUAUUGAAAAAAAAUAUAAAAAAUACUUAAGUUAAUCUUUUCAAUUUAAUCCCCUUACGGAACCACUGUGGCGUUGCGUGAUUGCAUCAAACAUUUCCGAUGCAUUUUUGCGUGUUUAUUGGUUUGCUCGACUAUUUUCGGAUACAUUUAAUGUCUUGUUGUAAAACAAGCGCCCAGCAGAGCACAUAGCUCUCCCGGACACGAGAUUAUUAUGGAAAAAUGGCACAUUUAUUUUAAUAACAUAAUAUACAUUGUAAUGAUUUUUCCUCCAUUUUUUGUUUGUUUGUUUUGCUUUACCUCUUCCUUCGUGUAGCUGUUGCUGUCUGUGAUUGUGAUCUUGUGUGUUUUCAGUUUUUCCUUUUUCAUAUAAUUUUUCCAUUAAAACGUAGCCAUCGCUGGUAUUAUCAUUACAUCACUGUACGUUAUCAUCAUUCAUUUCCACCACAGUUACCCUUCGUUUUGCUUGUCACCCCUUUUGCCAUUUCAUUCGUUUUUUUUUUUUUUAAUGAUGAUUGUGUUUUAUGUUGCUUGCUUGUCUACUUUUUGCCCUUCCUUACGAUUUGCCAUGGAUUUCCAUGCGCUCAUUUUGAUUUGCAUUGCGCUGCUUGUGUGUUGCUUAUACUGUUGCUUUUUUUUCUCCUCUUCUUUCCAUUUGCUAGUGAAAUACCUGACAAUGAUUUAAUGAGCGCGAUCUUAUUUUAACGAGAGGAAUUGUGUUUUUGCAUUGACUUUGAUAGUGUGGCUUGCACAAAUUUGUGUUCAUCUACUUUCUUCCACAGAGCCAUUGUUUUCAUUUCCUUCUGAUUUGCCUAACGUUUUUCGUUGUAAAACUUGCGUUCGAUUGCAUGAAUAAAUGUGUGCUUCUUGCGAGAGUAGCAUGGCUUUUUGGCAAAGUGAAAGCGAAAUAAUAGAGUCGAAAAAAAACAGGAACAGUAUAAACCAGCGAACCACAAAACAAAACUAAAUCCAUGAUAAAUAAGGAAUACACCAUAAAAAGGGUUGCCAUUGUCAUGGCAGGACUUGCUCUUAGUGCUUCUUUCUUCCGUUUUCUACGCCUUUAUCCAUUCGUGUAACUCGCUGCCCGGUAAUGUACAACGAUUGUAACUGUUGCUAGUUUAACAACUAGUUUCCGGGGUUGGGGGGGGGGGGGGAUAAGGAAAUGGUAUCCAACACUUGUAUGUAUAAAAAAGGACAGCUACAACUAAAGCAUCAUUAAGAAAAUAAUAUGUACUCCUCCUGUCGUAAAAAUACUCUUUUCGCUUAGCUUAUUCGCACACACGCACUUAUGUGUGUGUGUGGAGUGUUUUGCCCCCCCUUUUUUCCUAGUGUGUUUUGUUUUUCCUCCUUCUUUGCGCGCACCUUUGCUACAAUAGAGUUCACUUAAAACAUUAUUACCAUUACUACGGCGGUAAAAUAAAAUAAUUAAAAUAGCAUAAUAAACAUAAAACGAACAUUGGAAGGUGUACAUUUUCAAAUG